UGGUACUCUGCGUCUUAAAGCGACGUUACAAAUUACGCCUUUUUUCAGCUGUCAGGCUUGUCGAAUUCGGAAUGGCAUAAAUUUGAGAAAUUUAAAAAAAUUAUGAGUACGAAGAUAAUACCAUUUAUCCUCCAAAUUGUUAUAUUGGUGCUAGCACUAAUAUGUACUAUCAUUAAUAGUGUGCAUUACGAAUUUCCCAGGGUUUUAUUGCCUUUCCUCUACCAACUUGAAGCAGUCGCCAUCACUUUUAUAUUCCUCGUUUAUUCCAUUGCAUCUCUUAUCGACAUUGGUGAGAAUUAUCCUUUAAUGCUCGUACUUGUCUCCCUUUUCCACGGUAUUCUGUUUUUGGCCGUCUCCAUUUCAAUGCUCAUGACAUUCUCUGCAGACACUAUUAUGGGAUUUGAGAGUGAUAUCUGGGGUCCUGAGAAGUCACUCUUUCUUGUCUCAGGAGGUUUUGGAAUUGCCACCAGCAUUGUACUCAUUGUAGCAGCGAUAUACUUCCUCAUUGAAUUCAGUUCUAAAGGAUUCGCAAGGACUGCAGGCACUCUUCCAAGGAAAAAAUAACCGCAACACGAGUCGUCGCCAAAACAAAAUAGUCUAUUCGAAGCAAAAAUUGUACUCUAGAACUGGUAAGGAUUUAAGUGUACUUUCGCACAUACAAUCGGGGAUAACACAAAGAGUCCUAAAUAAUUCCAUACAACUUGGAAUGAAAUUCUAUGUUUUCCUCACAUGGAAGGACAUUCUAAGGGUAUCUGAGAAUUAUUAAGAACUUGGCCCAGUUCGAAUUUUAUUUUCUGAUCGAUUCAUAGAUUUAUUACUCAAUGUGCAUUUUACCUGUAUCCUGAAUUUGAUGGUAUAUUUUGUAAUAAUAAAAUAUAAUAAUUACGACAAAGUA
This is a messenger RNA of Hermetia illucens (black soldier fly), 895 nucleotides long. RefSeq lists its product as uncharacterized. The record is from RefSeq and is a predicted model, not a curated record. The transcript is spliced from 3 exons. The coding region runs from base 103 to 564 and encodes 153 amino acids. Lineage: Eukaryota; Metazoa; Arthropoda; Insecta; Diptera; Stratiomyidae.